Molecule: messenger RNA, 2463 nt
Organism: Sesamum indicum (sesame)
Lineage: Eukaryota; Viridiplantae; Streptophyta; Magnoliopsida; Lamiales; Pedaliaceae
Product: potassium channel SKOR
Biological process (GO): potassium ion transport; transmembrane transport
Cellular component (GO): membrane
Molecular function (GO): voltage-gated potassium channel activity; protein binding
Source: RefSeq, a predicted model, not a curated record
UGAAGAUUGAGGAUCCUCAACAUUCCCCAAAAUCAUCAUCAUGGAAAAAUAUGUAUCCUUUCAGGUCAUUGGGAAAUUACUACUCUAGGCAAGAGUCUUUUAGCAUUAGCAGGAUUGGAAGUGGGAGAGUGCUCUCCCAUGGAUGCAUUAUUCAUCCUGAAAACUGGUGGUACGUUGCAUGGACACAUUUCAUUCUGAUAUGGGCAGUGUACUCCUCCUUCUUCACCCCAGUGGAAUUCGCAUUCUUCAGAGGCCUGCCAGAGAAAUUUUUCCUUCUUGACAUCGCCGGCCAGUUCGCCUUCCUCAUCGACAUCGUCCUCUCCUUCUUUGUUGGAUACCGGGACCCCCAUUCUUACUGCCUUGUUCACAAUCCCAACCUCAUUGCCAUCAGGUACCUGAAAUCUCGGUUUCUUGUUGAUCUUCUAGGCUGCUUGCCUUGGGAUGCCAUAUACAAGGCUUGCGGCAGAAAGGAACUAGUAAGGUAUAUGCUAUGGAUUAGGCUAAGCCGGGCGCUUAGGGUGACAGAGUUUUUUGAGAAGCUGGAGAAAGACAUUCGUAUCAACUAUCUCUUUACAAGGAUCGUGAAGCUUUUUGUGGUUGAAUUGUACUGCACGCACACGGCUGCUUGUAUAUUUUACUAUCUGGCCACCACUCUUCCUCCAUCAGAGGAAGGUUAUACGUGGAUAGGAAGUCUACGAAUGGGUGACUAUAGUUAUGCAAACUUCAGGGAAAUUGAUCUUUGGACACGUUAUAUAACAGCACUAUAUUUUGCCGUUGUUACCAUGGCAACUGUUGGCUAUGGUGAAAUUCAUGCAGUAAAUACAAGGGAAAUGAUAUUUGUGAUGAUGUACGUGUCAUUCGACAUGAUUCUUGGUGCUUAUUUACUGGGCAACAUGACAGCAUUGAUCGUCAAAGGAUCCAGAACAGAAAGGUUUAGGGAUAAAAUGGCAGAACUCAUCAAAUAUAUGAACAAAAACAAGCUGGGAAAGAACAUAAGCAAAGAGGUAAAAGGCCAUGUCCGAUUACAGUACGAAAGCAAUUACACUGAUGCAGCUGCUCUUCAGGACCUUCCACUUGCUAUACGAGCAAAGAUAUCAAACAAAUUAUAUGAGCCCUACGUUAGAGAAAUUCCUCUCUUCAGAGGUUGCUCAAACGAGUUCCUCAAGAAAGUGGCAACUAGAGUACAUGAAGAGUUUUUUCUUCCUGGAGAAGUGAUUAUCGAAGGAGGAAGCACAGGUGAUCAGCUUUACUUCCUAUGUGACGGUAAACUGGAUGAAGUAACAAGUCCUGAAGACUCACGCUCAAAAGAAUCUCUUCCUAGUAUACAAACACACAGUUCAAUAGGAGAGAUUUCUGUUAUUUGUAAUAUCCCUGAACCUCGUACUCUCCAUGCAACCGAAUUGUCGAAGCUAUUACGUAUAGACAAGCAAGCGCUUGUAGAAGUCAUUGAGAUAUACCUUUCAGAUGGGCGUACCAUCAUUAAUAAUCUGCUUGAGGGAAGAGAAUCUGACGUUCGAAACAAGAUACUGGAGUCUGCUAUAGCCCUGCAGAUUGAGAAACAUGAAUCGGAGUUGGCUAUGAGAUUGAAUUGUGCUGCCAAUGAUGGAGAUCUGAAUCGACUACAACAUUUAGUUGAAGCAGGAGCAGAUCCCAAUAAGAUGGAUUAUAAUGGACAAUCAGCUCUGCAUCGUGCUGCAUCCAAGGGAUACGGGGAUAUCAUUCAGUUUCUUGUCCAAAAACAGGUGGAGAUCAACCCUAAAGAUCAUUUUGGAAGAACCCCAUUAUUCGAAGCCAUCAAGAAUGGUCAUGAUCAUGCUGCAUCAUUGCUGGUAAGAGCUGGGGCUUCCUUGUCUUUUGACGAUGCUGGGAAUUGUCUUUGCAAGGCAGUUGCAAGCAAGGACUUGGACUUCCUGAGAAGGCUUUUGGCUAAUGGGAUUAACCCUAACUCCAAGAAUUAUGACCUUCGAGCACCACUGCACUUAGCUGCAUCAGAAGGGUUGUAUUCAGAGUCUAUUUUACUCUUAGAAGCAGGGGCAAGUGUCUUUGCAACAGACAGAUGGGGCAGAAGUCCAAUAGACGAAGCUCGCAUUGGUGGAAACUGUGAUCUACUUAAACUGCUAGAAGAUGCAAAGGUUACUCAGAUGUCAGAAUUUUCUUGCUGCUAUGAAAGAAGUCAAGAUCAACUGACAAGAAGGAAAUGCACAGUUUUCCCUGGAUUUCCAUGGGAUCACAGAGAUGGAAGAAGCCUAGGAGUUGUUUUAUGGGUUCCUGAAACAAUUGAACAGCUCAUUAAGACGGUGAAAGAGCAGCUAAGUUUUCAUGGCGGCUCCUGCUUAUUAUCAGAGAACGGGGGCAAGAUUCUUGAUGUGAGCAUAAUCUUGGAUGAUCAAAAGCUGUUUUUAGCAAGUGAUGAAUUGCAAAUAUCAACAUGAGCAUUGAUAUAAUCAGGUCAUCCUCAGCCAG